This is a messenger RNA of Miscanthus lutarioriparius, 1800 nucleotides long. The record is from the annotation of a GenBank genome assembly. Lineage: Eukaryota; Viridiplantae; Streptophyta; Magnoliopsida; Poales; Poaceae.
AUGAGCGUGGAGUGUCGCCGCUUUAAAAACCCCCACCGCUGUCCCUGCGGAGAUCGGGGGCAACAAGCUGCAGCAGCAUCUGCAUCGCUCGCCCACCUCCCGCUCCGCCUGCUGAGGAGGAGGAGCGCCGGCCGGCCGGAUCCACAGCUGAAGCAUCCUCCACCCAUGGCGGACGUGCAUGAACCUUUGGUGCGCCGCAAGAGGAAGAAGGUUUUGGUGGACUACUUGGUGCAGUUCCGAUGGAUCCUUGUGAUCUUCGUGGUCCUUCCUAUUUCAUCUCUGAUCUACUUCAAUAUCUUUCUGGGCGACAUGUGGUCUGCCAUGAAGUCAGAGAAGAAGCGCCAGAAGCAACACGAUGAGAAUGUGCAGAAGGUUGUGAAGCGGCUCAAGCAGAGGAACCCAAAGAAGGAUGGUCUUGUUUGCACAGCCAGGAAGCCCUGGAUUGCUGUUGGCAUGCGCAAUGUGGACACAAGCAUUGACAAAGAGAGGAUGGUUGCCAAGGUUGAGCCCCUUGUAAACAUGGGUCAGAUAAGCAGAGCUACCUGCCCAAUGAACCUUGCCCUUGCAGUCAUCGCUGAGCUUGACGACCUCACUGUUGGUGGGCUCAUCAAUGGCUAUGGAAUUGAGGGGAGCUCUCACCUCUAUGGCCUUUUCUCUGACACGGUUGUUGCAAUGGAAGUUGUUCUUGCAGAUGGCCGGGUUGUUAGGGCCACCAAGGAUAAUGAGUACUCUGACCUUUUCUAUGGCAUUCCCUGGUCCCAGGGAACACUUGGGUUCCUUGUCUCUGCUGAGAUCAAGCUGAUUCCCAUCAAGGAGUACAUGAAGCUCACCUACAUUCCAGUGAAAGGGAGUCUGAAGGAAAUCGCGCAGGCCUAUGCUGAUUCUUUCGCGCCAAGAGAUGGUGACCCAGCAAAGGUCCCUGACUUUGUUGAAGGAAUGGUGUACACAGAAAGUGAGGGUGUCAUGAUGACUGGUGUGUAUGCUUCGAAAGAAGAGGCGAAGAAGAAGGGCAACAAGAUCAACUGCGUGGGGUGGUGGUUUAAGCCCUGGUUCUACCAGCAUGCUCAGACAGCGCUCAAGAGGGGCGAGUUUGUGGAGUACAUCCCAACAAGAGAGUACUACCACCGCCACACCCGGUGCCUGUACUGGGAGGGAAAGCUGAUCCUGCCAUUCGGUGAUCAGUUCUGGUUCAGGUUCCUGCUGGGUUGGCUCAUGCCACCAAAGGUGUCUCUUCUGAAGGCGACUCAGGGUGAGGCUAUCAGGAACUACUACCAUGACAACCAUGUGAUCCAGGACAUGCUGGUGCCGCUGUACAAGGUUGGAGAUGCUCUCGAGUUCGUGCACCGCGAGAUGGAGGUGUAUCCUCUGUGGCUGUGCCCUCACCGCCUGUACAAGCUGCCCGUGAAGACGAUGGUGUACCCUGAGCCUGGGUUCGAGCACCAGCACAGGCAGGGCGACACAAGCUACGCGCAGAUGUUCACGGACGUGGGCGUGUACUACACUCCUGCUGCGGUCCUAAGGGGAGAGGAGUUCAAUGGCGCGGAGGCGGUGCACAGGCUGGAGCAGUGGCUGAUCGAGAACCACAGCUACCAGCCACAGUACGCGGUGUCGGAGCUGAAUGAGAAGGACUUCUGGCGCAUGUUCGACGCGUCCCACUAUGAGCACUGCCGGCGCAAGUAUGGGGCGGUGGGCACGUUCAUGAGCGUGUACUACAAGUCGAAGAAGGGGCGCAAGACGGAGAAGGAGGUGCAGGAGGCGGAGGCGGCCAUCCUGGAGCCGGCCUACGCGGACGAGGCCUAA